This is a messenger RNA of Penicillium taxi, 1515 nucleotides long. RefSeq lists its product as uncharacterized. The record is from RefSeq and is a predicted model, not a curated record. Gene Ontology annotation, molecular function: protein dimerization activity; DNA-binding transcription factor activity. Gene Ontology annotation, biological process: positive regulation of transcription by RNA polymerase II. NCBI's taxonomy places the organism in Eukaryota, Fungi, Ascomycota, Eurotiomycetes, Eurotiales, Aspergillaceae. The coding region runs from base 1 to 1515 and encodes 504 amino acids. Gene Ontology annotation, cellular component: RNA polymerase II transcription regulator complex. The transcript is spliced from 2 exons.
AUGGACUCUGUCUCUCAUAGGCCAUGGGAGUCUGUCUCGGGUCCGCAGACGCCUGCCUCGGCACAGACACUUCCGUCUAUCUCGACCUUGACAGCCAAUAUGAAUGGUGUACAUCCCGCUGAAAAAUCACCGGGAAAUGCCUCCUUGAAUACGAUUGAGCGAGACUCAGGAAACUGGUCCAUGCCACAGAGUACAAGUAGGCGCUCGAUGAAUAUGAAGAAGGUCCAGCGUGCUGACCUGCCAGGAUCAUCUACCUACUCAACCGCCACAAAUGGAACCGGCUCCAACUAUCCCUCUCUCACAUUUCUCACCACAACCUCACAACCUUCACCAAAUCGCGGUUAUGCUGCUCCUGCGCCAGACCGAUCGCCGUACUCGCAUGAUCAGAUUAUGACCCCUUCCUCCACCAACCAACACCCUUCUCCCAACUACAAUACCUCCAUGCCAAAUUCCGCCCUCCCUACCAUCAACCAGAAUUAUGACGCACAGUCCCACAGGGGCAGUAUGGUGACUGACAUCCCCGAGUCAAGGCGAAGUAGCAUUGAUAGUCGUGUGAAUCAAGGCAUCAGCUCUCUAGCCAUAAAUCAAGCAUCACCAUAUCACAGUACAAACGCGUCACAGUCCUCGAUCGUGUCCAACCUGCAGCGCGAAAGGGGAAUUUCGAACGAUAUGAAUUCUUAUCGAGGGCCACGCUAUUCCACCGGGAGUCAACAACCGCUGUCCCCGCUGGGACCUCGGCCGGGCGAUCAGCAUCGCAACUUUGCAGCAGGGAGGACAGCGCCUGCCAUCUCGUCUAACCCACGGUCUGAGAUUUACAACGCCGAAGCUCCCACGGCGGGUAUGGCAUAUGCCUUUCCUGAUCCGGACAUGGCACGGUCAAGCUCGAUGUCUUCUACAGAACAUCCACCUUUCUCGCGAAAAGGCAGCACGGCAGAAUCCCUGAGUAGUAUGUACUCAGAGUCUAUUAUGCCACGAGGACAAAGUGAACUGCCUCAAAACGUACACCACCAUUCCUUGCAACAUAAACAAGUGCGCGAUCUAAUUGGAGAAUCGGACCCAUCACUUGGCAACACCCCAUACAGCCGAACGCCAGAAUUACGCGUUACACACAAGUUGGCAGAGCGAAAGCGACGAAGUGAGAUGAAGGACUGUUUUGAAUCCCUGCGCAUGCGUCUCCCUUCAAGUCAGAACAACAAAUCCAGUAAAUGGGAAACCCUGACUCGUGCCAUCGACUAUAUCACCAGCCUAGAGAAAUCACUAGGUCAAGUGCGCCGAGAGGCAUCCCUCCUACGCACAGAAAACGACGAGCUCCGAGCUCAAUUAAACCAGGGACCAUCCCGACCCACCUCUAUCUUCGAGCAUCACUCAAUGUCCGCAACCCCCACCAAUGGACAGAAUCAAUUCUCCGGCUUUAGCAGCGGGCCUGUAUCUCAAGAUCAGCCUCGUACCUUGCCACCUCUCAUGAACGGAUCAGUGGCGAUGCAGGGCAUACAAUAUACCAACGAGCAACGUUAG